Molecule: messenger RNA, 872 nt
Organism: Haliotis rufescens (red abalone)
Lineage: Eukaryota; Metazoa; Mollusca; Gastropoda; Lepetellida; Haliotidae
Product: scavenger receptor cysteine-rich domain-containing group B protein-like
Exons: 3
Coding region: 75-656 (193 amino acids)
Cellular component (GO): membrane
Source: RefSeq, a predicted model, not a curated record
CAGUUGAUCACAGACGUGCCUGCUGUUCCUAGUGUUGUUUCCUUGAACAAGAUCUCAGCUUGCAAACUGUGAUCAUGUUCUUGAAGAUCUCCGUUCUACUGCAUCUUGGUCAAUUGGUUCUGACUAAUUCGCCGUGCAUAAAUGUACGUUUUCAAAGAAUACAACAAAGUUUCAUGGCGCCUCUUCGACAAACCAGAGCCAACAAGCCUAUCGAAUGUGGUAUCCAAUGCAUGUCGGAACCUAACUGUGACGCAUUUCUAUUAACUAAAGCAAAUGGAACAUGUUCUCUGUUCCAUGGCGAGAAUUCAUCGUCUGCAGGCUGCAUUAAAGGACCUUUGUUCAAGAAGUCAAAUGUUCGACUUGUUCCGGGGCCACAAGCAGGUCGUCUUGAGAUUAAGUACCAGUCAACUUGGGGAACAGUCUGUGACGACGGAUUCACUGAUGUAAAUGCCAGAGUCGUCUGUAGAGAACUUGGAUUGCCGUCAGGGAACGCAGUGCACAGAGGCCAAGCUCACUAUGGUCAAGGAAGUGACCCAAUCCUACUGGAUAACGUACAGUGUGUUGGGAACGAGUCAUUUCUGAGCCAGUGUAGUCACCUACCAUGGGGCACUCACAACUGUCGUCACCAUGAAGAUGUCGGCGUCCUCUGUCAGUAACUGUCAAGUGACAUCACCAGCAUACCAAAGAAACAGAUGACGCCCUAACGGUAACUCGAUAACCAAUUGGCUGAAAUGAUAUACAAGGAACGAUACAGAAUAGCAAUACUGGUCAACGAUGACAGAAUGGAUUAGUGCAGUUCCGGUGUUCUGUGUUUGAGUCUAUUCGAAAUCUGUAUGCUGGGGAUCUGACGUAUAUAAAAGAUGUGAAAAGGC